GCAUGGGGCUCACGAUGGAGAGCCUGAAGGAGGCCAUGAAGUACAUGCUGGAGUCGCAGGGCUUCGACAGAGUGCUCCGCAAGAUGAAACUUCAGUCUGCAGCUCCUGGAAAAGUUGUUUGUGAAAUGAAAGUAGAGGAGGAGCAUACAAACAGAGGUGGCACCUUACACGGAGGUUUGACAGCCACCCUUGUGGAUGUGGUGUCAACAGCAGCACUGCUGUACACAGAAAGAGCAAUGCCUGGGGUCAGUGUGGACAUGAACAUCACAUACACUUCUGCUGCCAAGAUUGGAGAAGACAUACUGAUUACAGCUCAGAUUUUGAAGCAAGGAAAAAAUCUCGCAUUUGCCACCGUGGAUUUAACAAAUAAGGCUACAGGAAAGUUAAUUGCACAAGGUAGACAUACAAAGUUCAUAGGCAAUUAAUAUAAAAAAGUUCUUUAAAUACUAAUAUUGGACUUUAGAAUCCUGUAUAGAAUUAUUUUCUCACUUACGCACUUAUCUGCACAAAGUUGUGAUAGUCUCUAUCGAGUGACUUUGUCUUACUUCUGUAAUAAACGAACAAACUUCUUAAUUACCACCAGAAUUGCUACAAGCCUGGGGUUGGGAUGAACAGCAAGAGUGUGACAACAUAGGGAGGUGGCGCCUAUCUUUUUCUGGUCAAGAUAGCAGAAGGGAAGAACCUUUGGACCUAUGGUUAACCAGCAUGACAGCAUUUUAAGAGAUCUGCUUUCUCUACCUGUGGUGUCGUGUGACAAAGCCACCCUCUCUUCAGGGCUGUCACAGUCACAUUCAAACACCACUAGAAGUGCUCACGAACUGCACUUCUUCUUCGAGUUCCUAUAACAUCAUCCAGAACUGGUUUGAUAGUGUAAAGGAGGCUAACACAAAAUGUGAUUUACUGAUACUGCAAUACGUAUUCAAUAAAGUAUUCUGAAACUA
Molecule: messenger RNA, 941 nt
Organism: Catharus ustulatus (Swainson's thrush)
Lineage: Eukaryota; Metazoa; Chordata; Aves; Passeriformes; Turdidae
Gene: ACOT13
Product: acyl-CoA thioesterase 13
Exons: 3
Coding region: 3-425 (140 amino acids)
Molecular function (GO): fatty acyl-CoA hydrolase activity
Source: RefSeq, a predicted model, not a curated record